AUGAGUCAGAAACUUGAUGAUUCAGUUGAUACCCUGGAGGACGGUGAUGACUCGGAGCCUGAUUAUACUCCCGUUGAGCACCCUUCAGAGGCAACCCUAUCACCCGACUACACAUCGGUUGUGCUAGAGCUUCUUACUUCCGAUUAUGAGACCGAUGAGGAUGAGGAGGAUACUGCCACCUCACCAGAGACCUCACCACCCUUCCCCACUCCUUUAAAUUGGUCUCACAGGACAUUGACGGGUACUCUGGUGAAGCACACGCCGAGGAAGGUUGCUGCCACACCCUCACGGAAGAAGGUAGCGUCCCCACCAGCAUCACCACCGACAGCUAAGAAAUCCUGCGGAGAUGCUGUUUCGAUGUCCCAGAUUCAGGGUACAAGAGGAGGCUAUCAGAUCACGAUUCGAGGUGGGAGAGUCAUCCACUGCACCCCUACCCCGGACACCCUUGUGGAGCAGGCCAUCUCUCUUCUGGUGCCCUACACCGUCCAUCACUCAGACAUUAUUGGAGUUAUGGACAUUAAGCUCUUCUUAUUGAGGAUGGCCUUGAUUCAGCUCACGGAGAGGGUAAAAUAG
This is a messenger RNA of Lactuca virosa, 573 nucleotides long. Lineage: Eukaryota; Viridiplantae; Streptophyta; Magnoliopsida; Asterales; Asteraceae. The record is from the annotation of a GenBank genome assembly.